UAAUCGCUCGUGUUGUGUUUCAUGUAACCGGCUACUGCCUACUGGACACUGGCUGUGUUACUAAACAAUUGAUGACGGCUCAUACACGACACAUCUACAAAUAUGCAUUGUAAAUAUAAACCGGCUGGCAGUUUGUUUAUGCGAAUGCUGUUGAAUGGUUUGAGUAAAAAAGAUUCGUUGAAAACUUAGUUAGCUGAAAAAUUAGCAGUUUUGCGCUAUGUGAAGAUUCGUUUGUGAUUUUCGUAAACAGUUUCGAUUUGAGCGCGUACAUAGAAAGAAGCUAGCAUUCGACAAGCUUAUCGGCAUAUCGCGUCAUCAAGACAACAAGUGAAGAAGUGACAAAAUUUAAAAUUACAUAAAUCAUAGAAUAAAUAAUUCGUGUACGAGUGAUGGUGUGAAUUAGAAAAUUAAAGAAAGAAAAAAUUGUAGUGGAGCUGCAGCAUUUUUCAACCCUCAAAUAAGUUCACAAAAAUUUCGAAAUUGCUAUAAGAUGAGAACUUCUAUAGCUCUAUUGGCAUUUGCUUUUGCCAUACUGCCAGCGGUUUACUCACAAGGCCAGUAUAACUGCGUCACACCGGAAAACUACUACGGUUUUUGCGUGCAACUACAAUAUUGUCCACAAAUAGCUAAUGUAUUCAACGUACGCAAUCGCAAUCAAGCCGAACGCUAUGUUAUAGCAUCCCAGCGCUCGUGUGGCACACGUAGUAUUAACGGCAAUCCAGUGGUUUGCUGCUCGCGGCCAGUUAAUCCAGCGCCGCAGCCGCAGCCGCAGCCACAGCCGCGGCCACAACUACAACCGCAGCCACAACCACAACCGCAGCCACAACCACAACCGCAGCCGCAACCACAACCGCAGCCACAACCACAGCCUAUUACGCAACGACCCACAAAUCCCUUCCUACCCCCCGUACCUUCAACUACUUCGGCACCAGUUAUAAUACAACCGAGACCACCAACCAAUCAACCACUUCAGAUCUCAACUUCUCGUCCCACAGCAACAACGAGUACAACAGAGGCGCCAAGAGAAGUUGUAGAUCGUGCAUCUGGACAGGAAUGUGUUGAUCCAAGAUUACGACGCGGUGUUUGUACUGCCAUCUCCAGUUGUCCACAAUUGAUUACAGAACUCUAUGCGAAAUCGAAUGAUCCUGAAUUUGCUGAUUAUUUACGUGCCUCAAAUCGCAAUUGUGGCGGUGCUGGUUCUGUUGUUUGCUGUCCGACAACAGACAAAGCCGUCACAAAUGCGCCAGUGAUAAUACACAAUUCUGACGAGGUGCCAACACGUCCACUAACUUUGGAGGAGGGUUGCGGUCAUACAUCGAAUUCUUAUAAGAAAAUUGUUGGCGGAGAAGUGAGUAAGAAGGGUGCAUGGCCAUGGGCAGCACUGCUAGCCUAUCCAGAUGGUUCUUCAGCUUCACCAUUCAAAUGUGGCGGCACACUGGUGACAGCACGACAUGUGAUUACCGCGGCACAUUGCAUACGGAAUGAUCUCGCCUAUGUACGUUUGGGUGAACACGAUUUGAGUACUGAUACGGAGACGCGACAUGAGGAUAUAAAUAUUGUGCGGAAAGAAGCACACCCACAGUACAACAAACGUAAUGGCAAGUCGGAUGUGGCUUUACUUUGGCUCGAACGCAACGUACAGUUCCGCGACACCAUUUCACCAAUCUGUCUCCCCACUACACAAUCGCUUCGCACAAAAUCCUACGUAAAUUAUACACCUUUCGUUGUGGGCUGGGGCAAAACCAUGGAGGGUGGUAUUUCGGCGACGGUCUUGCAGGAGUUGCAAAUACCGAUUUUCAAAAAUGAUGUCUGCGAAAAUAGCUACCGUCGCAUCAAUCGCCUAGUCUCGCAGGAUCAAUUCGAUUCAGGUGUACUAUGCGCAGGCGUGCUCUCUGGCGGCAAAGAUACAUGCCAAGGUGACUCUGGUGGGCCAUUGAUGAUACCAGAGUCGUAUAAAGGUGACUUCCGCUACUAUUUGAUCGGUGUAGUCUCGUAUGGUGUGGGUUGUGCGCGACCAGAAGUGCCUGGUGUAUACUCGAGUGUGCAAUACUAUGUCGAUUGGAUAUUGGAGAAGAUUGCUGAUACAACAUGAGAUUUGAAUUAUUAUUUUUUUUUUAAUAUUUAUUUAAGUUAUUAUAUUUUUGGUUUUAAUUUCGAAAUGCCUAAAUAUGCUAAUGGUUUUUAAAUGAGUAAGAAGUCAUACUUUAAUUCUUUUUUUA
Rhagoletis zephyria (snowberry fruit fly) is the source of this 2219-nucleotide messenger RNA. Its product is annotated as venom serine protease Bi-VSP-like. Gene Ontology annotation, molecular function: serine-type endopeptidase activity. Gene Ontology annotation, biological process: proteolysis. NCBI's taxonomy places the organism in Eukaryota, Metazoa, Arthropoda, Insecta, Diptera, Tephritidae. The record is from RefSeq and is a predicted model, not a curated record.